ACAUUAAAUAGCAUGGAUCCGACACGAGAAUAGCGGAAGGGUUAGAAAUUAUACAAAAAUCAGAUUUUUCUCGGACAAAUUAGGAAACAAUCGUAAAAUGCACGUUUAUAAGUUAACUGGGGUGCAAUAUGCAUGUAUUUGUGUGUCAGUUAGUGUAUCGCUAGGCAUGGCUGCGCACGCGCGCGUCGCCGUGGUGGCCGCCCUCGCCCUGCUGGCCCGCAUCGCAGCGACCGACACCACCGGCCCCUGCUCGCUGUAUAACUCCUCGGAUAAUGUGAUACAUGAAUUAACUGACGCAGAAUACUACGCGAUGCCCAAGCUGUUCGAUCUGGACGACUACGAGUCCUGUCUGAGCAGGCGAGAGGUGUACUGCAUGGGCAGCUUCGAGCUCUCCGCUCCACCGGAUAACCAGCUGUUCCAAGUCAUGACGGGCUGGUCCAACAAGUGGGUGGACAACUACAACCACACGCUACUACACCGCGGCGUGUGCGUAUCGCAGCGCUGUCCACACCUGGCCAAUAAACACAAUGCUCAUUUGGAUACCUGGUUCGAAUCAUGUGUAAACGAGAGCACCACAUGGGACUACAACAUAACUGCGCAGCUGUACCACUUGGACUACUGCCAGCGGGGCCCCCCACGGGAGGCCCCGCUGUCCGCCAAUCAGAGAGCAUUUGCUGCCGUGUUCAGCGCAGUCCUGGCGAUAGCCGCUAUAAGCACUACCUUGGAUUUGACACUAACUGACCACACAAAAAAAGAUUAUGGCUGGGCACUCUCUUGGUCGGUCCGUCGCUCGUGGCGUGACCUCAUCGCGCCGAUCCCCUCCAGCUCAUCAGCUGACCUUCGAUGCUUCAACGGCCUUCGCGUCUUCUGCAUGAUGUCCAUCCUACUGGAGCACGUCGCUUGGCUCUCCAUCCAAACAUAUACCUCUAAUACAAGGUAUUUGGAACAGUCUCGCAGUUCACCUGACACCCUGCUGAUGACCAACGGCACGCUGGUGGUACAGAACUUCUUCGUGAUGUCGUCGUUCCUGCUCGCACAGAAACUGUUGCGGCAGCGUGAAAAAGUAUCCAUGGUGAAGACCUUCUUCAGCACCAUGAUUAAUAGGAUUGUUAGGAUCAGUCCCAGCUACUUCCUCGUGAUGUGGUUCGUGACGACCUGGUGGGAACGGCUGGGCGUGGGGCCGCUGUGGGCGACCUCCGUGGUAGGCGAGGCGGAAGUUUGUCGCCGCAAGUUUUGGACGCAUGUACUCUACGUGAACAAUGUUGUCCAUCCGGAAGAUAAAUGCAUGAUACAAACGUGGUACCUCGCAGCAGACAUGCAGCUGUACAUAGCUGGGCUGCUGCUGACCCUGCUGCUCCGCGGGCGCCGCAUCGCCACGUUGCUGCUGGCAGCUCUGUUCCUCAUCUUCACCGCCAUGAACUUCGCAAUGUCGUUCACGUGGCGGCUCGUGCCUAACUUCGUGCUGCAUCGGCCAGAGGCAAUCCGUUCGGGAUACGCAGGGGAAAAUGCCUUCGACAUGAUCUAUCAAUCUCCGGUGGGCAACGCGCCCGCCGUGCUCGCCGGCCUCUUGCUGGCGCACCUGCACUACCAGCUGAGGGACAGUGGAGUGCGCAUCACCGAAUAUAAGUUAUUCCGCUGGAUAUCGAUCCUGAGCGCCCCAGCGGCGCUGUGGUGGGCGGCCGUGGAGCCGCUGCUGGCAGGCGGCGACGCGCGCGGCGCGCAGGCCAACGCUCUAGCUGCUUAUGAGAGACCCGUCUUCCUUCUGUUUGUUGUGUUGGCGCUUUUGGGCGCUAUCAAUGGGGUUAAGUCCCCCUGGCGUUCAUGGUUAUCCCACUUGGGCGGGAUUCUACCGCGUCUCUCCUUCGGUGCGCUGCUGCUGCAUCUGCCCCUCUACAAAAUCUUCCUGGCCACCAGAACGGCGCCGAUUCAAUUCGACCGAUGGUCUACGCCAUUCGAGUGGUUCGGUAUCAGCGUGGUCUCCUACAUCGCUGCGAUACCGCUCGCCCUGCUGGUGGAGCUGCCGGCGCAAACGCUUUACAAGGAGCUCACGACACGACGACGGGAAGAGCACGACCCGACACGGGAGAAGCUAGAUAGGAACGAUAUGUGAUACAAUUGUACCAUUUACAUUUAUGUUCUUUGAAGCCCCUUACAUGUGCUCUUUAUAGGCGUAUCUCCGAGACCUCACUCAGUCGGACGCCGAAAACUAUGGUGCUAAUGUGUAAGAUCUGUCUGUCGAUUGAAUCUCUUAGAUUUUUUAAGAAAAUGUAAUGCAUUCGAUUUGCUUCGGACAGAUAAUAACUAGUGAGGAAUGUUGUGUAAAAGCAAUAUUUUUACCUAUUUGUCUACCAGUGCUAUAUUUAUUAUAUUAAGUGGUAAACGAAUUCGUAACCUUAAUCGAUUGGCGAUUUUUAAAGCUCUAUGCACUUAGCAUAGAGCAUUAAAAAUCUGCUAAAUGUAAAAACUACAAAUUCGAUCUUUGUGAAUAAAUGAAAAUUGACGUCUUUGUUUCCUGUAAAUAGUCGACUGCUGAAAAAUUAAGUGUGCUUUUUGUUACCAUAAUAUAUUUAAUUAAAUCUUAUUUUAUUCAUAAGUUUAAUGCAAUAACAUAGUAUUAUGUGUGGGGUUGUAAGCGUAAUUUAAUGCCUUAGAUAAGUGGAGAGAUACUUGAAUUAUUAUUGUAUUUUUCAGUAAACAAAGAAUUUCGUAUUUGAGACUCCCAAUUUAGUUUUAUUGCUUUUAUCAGUCUAUCACUAAAUUUACAAUUAAGGCUCGAGAUGGUUUAUUGCAAAAGUAUCUUAAUUUAAAUAAUACAUUUGAUCCACAUAAUGAUGAUAACUUAUGUAGAUAGUUAGACUGAAGUCUCUAAAGCGGUGCCUAGUAUGAUUAAGGAAUUAAAAUCUUAUAA
Molecule: messenger RNA, 2908 nt
Organism: Zerene cesonia (dogface butterfly)
Lineage: Eukaryota; Metazoa; Arthropoda; Insecta; Lepidoptera; Pieridae
Product: O-acyltransferase like protein-like
Exons: 12
Coding region: 98-2110 (670 amino acids)
Molecular function (GO): acyltransferase activity, transferring groups other than amino-acyl groups
Source: RefSeq, a predicted model, not a curated record